AUGUAUAUUCCCCUAUUUCACCGGGUAGAUAGAUCAGAAUGGCCCAUGCUACUUGCAUCGCUAGUUCUCAUAUACAUUGAAACCCUCAUCACCUUCAUCACCGCCCUUCUUCCUCAGAAAGUUCUCAGGUUAUGCGACCAUGUGUUUGCUAUUGUUUAUUCUCAAAACCCAGUGCAAAGCUUUUAUAACUUAAAAUCUUUCACCGGGGUCCAUCAUUCAGACGUGGAGUUUUUAAACCAGGUGAAGAAUGCCCAAGAUUUCCAAUCGCUAUGCCUAUUGCACGGAUACGACGCCCAAAAUCAUACCGUAAAGACCAAAGAUGGGUAUAUAUUGACGCUUCAUCGGAUCGUUGGUGACGAUGAUAGAGAGUUUGGUUCUCGACCAGUAGUGUAUUUGCACCACGGAUUACUCAUGAAUAGCGAGAUUUGGGUAACGAUGAUCAACAGCGACCAUAAUUUGCCAUUUGUGUUGUAUCAAUUAGGAUACGACGUAUGGUUGGGGAAUAAUCGUGGCAACAAGUACUCGAAAAAACACAUGUGGUUAAAACCCAAAGAAACCAAGUUUUGGGAUUUCCUGAUCGAUGAGUUUGCCAUCCAUGAUAUCCCCACCGCCAUCGAUUACAUCCUUGACUGUACCGAUCAACCCGACUUGACGUACAUUGGGUUUUCCCAAGGCACUGCCCAAGGGUUUGCCUCACUUAGUAUCCAUCGGGAAUUGAACUCGAAAAUCAAUGGGAUGGUUGCCCUAUCACCAGCAAUGACCCCAAAAGGAUUACACCAUCCGGUAGUCGACACACUCAUGAAGGCUAGUCCGAUUCUCAUGUUUCUAUUCUUUGGCCGUCGAGUGUUAUUGUCCUCGGCAACUUUUUGGAGCCUGGUAAUCUACCCACCAUUGUUCAUCAAAGUGAUUGACUACUGUAACAUUUUGCUCUUCAAUUGGUACGGCAAUAAUAUCAACUUUGAUCAAAAAGUGCUAUCGUAUUCCCAUUUAUACUCAUCUACCAGCGUGAAGACCGUGGUUCAUUGGUUUCAAAUCAUUCGCAAUCGAUCAUUUCAAAUGUACGACGACGCCAUUGGCUGGAACAUCAAACCACGAAGAUCCGCCGCCACUAAGAGGCAUAAUGACUAUGUGGUCCCGACAUACCCUACCCGUAACAUCGAGGUGCCGAUAUGGUUGGUGUACGGGAAAGCCGAUUCGUUGGUGGAUAUUGAAGUGAUGUUGGAACAAUUGCCAGCCAGUGAAAACAUCAAGGCGUUUGGAGUGGAAGGGUACGAGCAUCUAGAAAUCAUUUGGGGCGAUGGGGUUGAACAAUUGGUGUUCCCUCAUGUGUUGGAGUUUUUAAAGACGUUUAAAGGAAGUUCUCAAUGA
Molecule: messenger RNA, 1368 nt
Organism: Saccharomycopsis crataegensis
Lineage: Eukaryota; Fungi; Ascomycota; Saccharomycetes; Ascoideales; Saccharomycopsidaceae
Gene: TGL1
Product: sterol esterase
Exons: 1
Coding region: 1-1368 (455 amino acids)
Molecular function (GO): hydrolase activity, acting on ester bonds
Source: RefSeq, a predicted model, not a curated record